Triticum turgidum subsp. durum (durum wheat) is the source of this 1344-nucleotide messenger RNA. The record is from the annotation of a GenBank genome assembly. Lineage: Eukaryota; Viridiplantae; Streptophyta; Magnoliopsida; Poales; Poaceae.
AUGGCGUCGCCGCCGCCGCCGCUGGUCUCCAUCCCCAUCCCCGACGACCUCCUGGAGGAGAUCUUCCUCCGCCUGCCCACCCCGGACGCGGUCGCCCGCGCCUCCGCCGCCUGCACCUCCUUCCGUCGCGUCAUCAAAGGCCGCGCCUUCCGCCGCCACUUCCGCGCGCUCCACCGGCCUCCCCUCCUCGGCUUCAUGGACGCGGCCGGAUUCCACCCGGCCCAGGCGCCGCACCCCUCCGCUCCGCUCGCCGGCGCCCUCGCCCCCUGCGCCGCCGAUUUCUCCUUCAUCCCCGCCGUCGUUUCUUCUGCCUCCUACACCCCGCGGGGCGUCCAAGCCGACGGGGAAGGCCCCCGCGACGUCCGCGACGGCCGCGUCCUCCUCGAUUGGGUCUCCCUCCACCCACGCGCCAUGCGCAUAUGCUGCUACAUGGAAGACGGCUACGAAGUAAGCAUCCUCAUGGAUUUCGGUGAGCUCGCCCCGCGUGACCGCCCCACCUGGACCGAACGGGAGCGGUGCAACGCCGCCGAGUUCCACCUCGCCGUCUGUGACCCCCUGUCCAGCAGAUACGUGCUGCUUCCAACCAUACCCGAGGAGCUCGCCGUCCAGCCGCAAGAUUACCUUCGGGAAUUCGAGCCUGUGCUCGCUCCCAACACCAGCGACGACGGCGAGGAGGAACACUUCAAGGUGAUAUGCAUAGCAAAAUACCACACAAAGCUCGUCCUCUUUGUCUUCCCGUCCACAACUAUGCAAUGGUCUAUAGUGGAGUCUCCUAUUUUCCCUUCUUUGAAACACAUGUCAUGUUUUGACUGCGUGCACGGAUGCUUCUACUGGACAGAGCCUUAUGACAGGAGUGACCAUUUGAUGGUGUUGGACACGUGCACUUUGAGGUUUUCCACUGUCGACCUUCUCACAGGUUACCAUGUGGAGCUCAGAGAUCUGCCUGACCAGAGCUUUGAUCGUCGGCGCCCAAAUGCUGUUGUUUUGGGCAGAGAAGGAACCCUUGAGAUGUUUUCUCUUGUCCGUCAACACGGAUCGUUUGCCCUCUAUCAUACCUCUCUGCAGAAUAAUUCGCAGGAAUGGAAGCUUGAGAAGGUCAUACCGCUGCCUUGGCAGUAUCAUGACUAUUCCAUUUCCACAGUGGGUGCAGCUGAGGGAUUCUUGUUCUUCCGAGGCACUCUAGAAGGGAUUCCUGAUGAGAAUGUCAACGUGGAUUGCUACUCCAUGGAGGUCAAGACAUAUGGAAUUACCAAAGUCUGUACAAAGACGGAGAAGUACUUCAACCGCACAUGUACCCUCCCAUACUUUAGCUUCUCACCGCUGUUAUCGGAACCAACUAUCUGA